AUGUUUAAAUCCGCAAUUGAAUUAUUACUGUCUGUUCUCAGUAGUCAUACUUUUCGGAGAUUUCGUUUUUUAACGUCAUCGCCGUUAUUAGAACAACUGAAAUUCAUUUUACGGCUACUGUUUCCAGAUUACUUUGGAAAACCGUUUUAUGUUUGUCCGACAACGGAACCAGAAUCCUCUGAGAACUUCAAGAAUCUUAACUUGAGUGAUUUGACAUUGGUGAACACGCUGGGUGAAGGUGGUUUCUCUAAAGUUCAUUUAGUACGACGGAAUUCUAAUAGCCGCCUUUAUGCUCUGAAAGUAAUGGAAAAGCCAAUGUUUGCAAAAAAGGCACAAAGAAAACACAUUAUCGCUGAACGGGAUAUUUUAUUGUCAUGUGAAAAUCCGUAUAUCGUUCGACUUUAUCGUACAUUCCGAGAUUCGGAAAGGCUUUAUAUGCUUAUGGAAUUUUGUACGGGGAGCGAACUUUGGACACUUAUUCAUAAAAAGUAUUGUAUAUUUAUGUUUUUUACCGGUCAUAUUUUUGUUUUUUAUUUAAUUCAGGCUUGUGAAUUAUGUGGAUGUAGUGAUGCUCGAAACAAACAGUACUAUCAACAUCUAACUGAACAGAAUCUGUACAUGCGAGUAGUAUCCUGCAUUAUUAGUACCUGUAUUUUGGACACGAUCGAUUUCGGAUUCGCAAAAAAGUUGGAACCUCAAGGAAAAACGUAUUCUUUCCUUGGCACUCCUCAGUACGUGGCUCCAGAAAUGGUCCUUCAACAGGGUCAUGACACAGCAGUCGACUUAUGGGCUUUAGGGAUUCUUAUCUAUGAGAUGCUUACUGGAGCUCCACCGUUUAUGUAUCAGGACAAUGAGGAAAUUUAUGAAGCCGUACUUCGUGGAUUUGGAGACAGGAAUGUUAUUUGGCCGUCACGCCUUUCAUCUGAAGUCAUUGAUCUGAUCCAGAAACUGUGCCACCCGGAUCCGUAUACACGGCUGGGUUACAGUAACAUGCAAGAAGCUCGGGAGCAUAAAUGGUUUAGAGGACUGGAAUUUAAACGAUUACAACGUUCCAAUUCUGUUCCUCAGGUAACUGCUACGUUCUAA
Enterobius vermicularis (human pinworm) is the source of this 1086-nucleotide messenger RNA. The record is from the annotation of a GenBank genome assembly. Lineage: Eukaryota; Metazoa; Nematoda; Chromadorea; Rhabditida; Oxyuridae.